This is a messenger RNA of Pungitius pungitius (ninespine stickleback), 2476 nucleotides long. Its product is annotated as fascin-like. Bases 475 to 1953 code for a protein of 492 amino acids. Gene Ontology annotation, molecular function: protein-macromolecule adaptor activity; actin filament binding. The transcript is spliced from 6 exons. Gene Ontology annotation, biological process: establishment or maintenance of cell polarity; actin filament bundle assembly; cell migration. The record is from RefSeq and is a predicted model, not a curated record. Gene Ontology annotation, cellular component: growth cone; cell projection membrane; lamellipodium. Lineage: Eukaryota; Metazoa; Chordata; Actinopteri; Perciformes; Gasterosteidae.
CAAACACUGUUCUGUCAGUGGGAGAAUGGCUCUAUCCAUGUGGAACUGGGGAUGAGCACAUCUCAAUUAGAGGGAGGGAAAGUAAGGGGGGACCCGGAUAAGAACCUAAUGGUUUGGAUAAUACUGUGUGAAGUACAUAUAGGUGAACAUGUGGUGGGCUGCUUAUUCCCAAAUCGCAGCGAUUCUGCCUCCAGCUCCCCCGGCCUGUAAUUUGGGCGUGUACCGGCCAUGAAGGAAGGAAAAUCCCUCUCUUGAAACUGAGAGAGGCGGUCUAGAUGUGCAGUCAGGACACUCAUCAUCAUCAUCAUCAUCCUCCUCAGUCAGCAGACAGCAUCUCUCCGCUCUGUCUGUCCCUCCCUCAGACACCCCCACAAUCCCCCCCCUCUCUCUCUCUCUCUCUCUCCGUCUCUCUAAAGUCGAACAUCUCGCCUGCUCUCUCUCUCUCUCUCUCUCUCUUCUUGACACACGGCAAACAUGUCCGCAAACGGCGCCGCGGGGGACCUCCUGCAGAUCCCCCUGGGGCUCAUCAACGGCGAGGGGAAAUACCUGACGGCGGAGACCUUCGGCUUCAAAAUCAACGCCUCGGCCGGCAGCCUGAAGAAGAAGCAGACGUGGACCCUGGAGCAGACCGGGGAGGACGGCAGCGCCGUGUUCCUCCGCUCCCACCUGGGCCGCUACCUCGCCGCGGACAAAGACGGCAACGUGACCGCGGACAGCGAGGCGCGCGGCGGCAGGGACUGCCGCUUCGUGGUGACCGCGCACGAGGACGGGCGGUGGUCGCUGCAGUCCGAGCCCCACGGCCGCUACCUGUGCGGCAGCGAGGACCGGAUCACCUGCUUCGCGCAGGCCGCCGCGCCGGAGGCGAGGUGGAGCGUGCACCUGGCCGUGCACCCGCAGGUCAACCUGUACAGCUUGGCGCGAAAGCGCUACGCGCACCUGAGCGAGCGCGAGGUGUCGAUCGACCGGGACGUCCCCUGGGGGGUGGACUCGCUGGUCACGCUGGUCUACCGUGACCAGCGCUACCACCUGGGGACCUGCGACAACCGCUUCCUGCGCAACGACGGCGGCCUGGCCACGGGCACGGACGCGCGCACGGGAUACGUGCUGGAAUUCCGCUCGGGGAAGGUGGCGUUCCGCGACUGCGACGGCCGCUACCUGGCGCCCUCGGGCCCGACCGGCACCAUGAAGUCCGGGAAGAGCACGCGCGCCGGGAAGGACGAACUGUUUGGCCUCGAGCGCAGCCACGCGCAAGUCGUGCUGACCGCGCGCAACGAGCGAAACGUGUCCACGAGGCAAGGCAUCGACCUGUCGGCCAAUCAGGACGAGGAGGGCGACCAGGAGGUCUUCCAGUUGGAGAUGAGCCGCGAGGACAGGAAGUGUGCCUUCAGAACCGCUGCUGGGAAAUACUGGACUCUGACGGCGAGCGGGGGACUGCAGUGCACCGCCUCCACCAAGUCGGCUGAGAGCUACUUUGAGCUGGAGUGGAGUGACGGUCGUGUGUGUGUGCGCGCCGCCAACAACAAGUACGUGAUCGCUAAGAGGAACGGACAGCUGGCUGCCUCCGUGGACGCCGCAGGGGAGGCGGAGCAGUUCCUGAUGAAGCUCAUCAACCGCCCCAUCAUCGUCCUGCGCGGCGAGCACGGCUUCAUCGGCGCUCGCAAGGCCGGAGCGGCGACUCUGGACUCCAACCGAGCGUCGUACGACGUUUUCCAGCUGGAGUUCCAAAACGGGGCUUACGCCCUUAAAGACUCGCAGGGGAAGUACUGGUGCGUUGGGGACGACGCGGCGGUGGGGUGCGGCAGCGACGCCCCCGUCCAGUUCCUCUUCGAGUUCUGCGACCUCAACAAGAUGGCCAUCCGCGCCCCGGGCGGGAAGUACCUCAAAGGGGACCACGCGGGGGGGCUGAAGGCCGGCGCCGACUCGCUGGACGGCGCCACCCGCUGGGAGUACUGAGGAGAGGCGCACAGGCGGACUUCCCUGCGCCACCCGACCCUUCAAACUAUUGGUAGAUGCUACUAUAAAGCACAACACGCAUCAAAAUAGUGAAUGUUGGAUUGACUUGUUUCUGCCGUAAAUAAAGGCUGUCUAUGUAGCCGAAUGCUUCAAAAAACGUAGUAACCAUGGAAACCUUGAGUGCAAAAGUGUGUGUGUUGAGGGCGUAAAGAGAUGAAAUGUGAUGGGUGUGGCCUAUCCAACCACCUUAACGUUUCCUUUGUACUGACCUGAUCCAGCCACAGGAAGUAGUCUAAGGGGUUUCCUUUUUUAAGGACUGUAAUCCACUCCUGACUUGGUGUAAUGUUUUUUUUUUGUUCUGCACAAUAACGUCCCAAUUGCGAUCCGUCCAAAGCACAUGUUUGUCUUCGGUUGGGUGCUGCUGUUUGAGAGCGUCUCUCUGUAAUCGUGGCCUUGCCUUCGGCCUUUUUCAUCUUCUUACAUUUGAAAUCAACACAAUAAAGUUUUUCCUCUUAACAGCAGA